AUGUCAGAAUUUUUUACUAGUCUUUCAAAAGAUUUUAGCGUAUUACUUGAUCAUUCAGACGAUUAUAAUGUUAUUAUUAGAGUCGGCGAUGAAAAAAAUGAAAAAACGUUUCAAGCCCAUUCAGUAAUUCUUAGAGCAAGAUCACCAUACUUUAAAAGAGCGUUAUCAAAUGAUUGGGCUAGAAAAGAAGAUGGUUCUACGGUAUUUACAAAACCAAAUGUUUCUCCAGCUGUUUUCGAAAUAAUUCUCAAAUUUAGAUCAUCUGAUUAUGUAACACAUAUAAUUUAA
Rhizophagus irregularis DAOM 181602=DAOM 197198 is the source of this 288-nucleotide messenger RNA. The record is from RefSeq and is a predicted model, not a curated record. NCBI's taxonomy places the organism in Eukaryota, Fungi, Glomeromycota, Glomeromycetes, Glomerales, Glomeraceae.